Malurus melanocephalus (red-backed fairy wren) is the source of this 626-nucleotide messenger RNA. RefSeq names its product liver enriched antimicrobial peptide 2 (gene LEAP2). Lineage: Eukaryota; Metazoa; Chordata; Aves; Passeriformes; Maluridae. The record is from RefSeq and is a predicted model, not a curated record. The coding region runs from base 70 to 315 and encodes 81 amino acids. Gene Ontology annotation, biological process: antimicrobial humoral immune response mediated by antimicrobial peptide; defense response to bacterium. The transcript has 3 exons.
AGUCCUGACUGGAGCUCUUCCUGCCUCCUCCGCCCACGGCUGCUCCAAGUGACAGCUCCCGCUGGGAAGAUGCACUGGGGGAAAGUGAUGGCAGCCCUCCUGCUCUGCUCACUGCUGCUCAGCCAGACCCACAGUGCGUCCCUGUCCCAGAGCCAGCCCCACGUGCAGCCCCGCAGUCCCCGGCAGCGGCGGAUGACRCCUUUCUGGAGAGGAGUGUCCCUGAGACCCAUCGGAGCCUCGUGCAGGGACAACAGCGAGUGCCUCACCAUGCUCUGCAGGAAAAACCGCUGCCUCCUCUCCACGGCCUCGGCGUGAGCUGGCACCAAGCACAGCCUGCACUGUUACUGCUGACCCUGCUCCAUACACUUGGGAUGUAUUUAUUGACUGCUCAGGAGCUGCAAGGRCCUCGAGCAAUCAGAGUAUUUAAUAUUUCUGUCACAUGAAAUAAAAGGACUGAUAAAAGGACUUCAAAGAGCUCGAGAGCAUCUCCUUCCACAGCCACGCCUCAGGAGGCCUCUGGCCAAGCUCAAUAAAAGGGCUCUGCAUCUCCUGCUCGUUUGGUUUUUUUGUAAUGCUUCCCAUUAUUUAUUUGAAGGUGUGAAUUAAAAUAUAUGUUCAGUAAAGCA